AUGGCUCUCCUCCAAUACCCCGCGCCGGUCGACUACGAGGCGCAGAAGGAGGCUUUCAAGGAUUUCCUCCAGCACUUCAAGUCCUUCGAAUCGGCAUCCGAGGCGGCUGCGACAGAAGCAAUUGAAGAUCUGCACAUCGACGGCGAUCGCACGAGCGAUGAAUAUGAUUUCAUGGACGAUGCGGAGGAUGAGGAGGGCGCGCAGAGGUCAGGAAGGACGGCCCGGAGACGCCGCGAACCGAAACACAAAUACAUGCAGAUGCUGCAAGAAGUUGCGGAUCGGGAACGUUCAAAUAUCUUGAUCGAGCUGGAUGAUCUCCAGACGUUCGAAAAAUCGCUCCCCGAUGAUACAGACCUCAAACUAGUGGAGUCAAUCCAGAAGAACACGAAGCGCUACAUUGAUGUCUUUUCGGAGGCCGUGGAUGCCGUCAUGCCCAAGGAGACGAAGGAGAUAUCCUUCAAGGAUGAUGUGUUGGAUAUUAUCAUGUCUCAGCGUGAGAAGCGCAAUGAGACCAUGGCGAUGGCUGCAGAAGCCGACAUGGAUGCUUCGAUGCCCCCUGCGAUGUUCCCGCCGGAACUGACUCGAAGAUACACUCUCACCUUCAAACCCCUGACCCCGUCCGGAUCCAGCAGUGAACGGGACUCGAAGGCCCUUGCUGUCCGUCAGGUGCGAGGAGAACAUCUCGGUAGCCUCAUAACAGUGAGAGGUAUCGUUACCCGUGUAUCAGACGUAAAGCCCGCUGUGAAGAUCAACGCAUAUACCUGCGAUCGAUGUGGAAGUGAAAUCUUCCAGCCUAUCACCACCAAGCAGUUCCUUCCUAUGACGGAAUGCCCUUCUCCGGAGUGUAAAGCAAACAACACCAAGGGACAAUUGUUCCUUUCUACUCGGGCGUCUAAAUUUGUUCCAUUCCAGGAGGUGAAGAUCCAGGAAAUGGCAGAUCAAGUCCCUGUGGGCCACAUUCCGCGAACUCUCACCGUCCACUGCAAUGGAAGUCUGACGCGGCAGCUGAAUCCCGGUGAUAUUGUCGAUAUCGCCGGCAUUUUCCUUCCGACCCCAUACACGGGUUUCAAAGCAAUUCGUGCGGGUCUGCUGACCGACACGUACUUGGAAGCCCAAUACAUCACUAAACACAAGAAGGCCUACGAUGACAUGGCAAUGGACAGCCGAACGCUGCGUCGGAUUGAGCAGUACAGGAACUCGGGCAACAUGUAUGAGUAUUUGGCUAGGUCUAUCGCUCCUGAGAUUUAUGGUCAUCUUGACGUGAAAAAGGCUCUUCUUCUGCUGUUGAUCGGAGGAGUGACCAAGGAGAUGGGAGACGGCAUGCACAUCCGCGGAGAUAUCAACAUUUGCCUGAUGGGUGAUCCUGGUGUUGCCAAAUCCCAACUACUGAGAUACAUCUGCAAAGUAGCACCCCGUGGUGUCUACACGAGCGGUCGUGGAAGCAGCGGCGUUGGUCUCACAGCUGCAGUCAUGAGAGACCCUGUCACGGACGAGAUGGUAUUGGAAGGAGGUGCUCUCGUUCUUGCAGAUAACGGUAUCUGCUGCAUUGACGAGUUUGACAAGAUGGAUGAUGCGGACAGAACGGCGAUCCAUGAAGUCAUGGAGCAGCAGACGAUAUCCAUCUCGAAGGCAGGCAUCACCACGACUCUCAAUGCCAGAACCUCUAUAUUGGCUGCUGCCAACCCUCUAUAUGGCCGGUACAACCCUCGGGUCUCCCCUGUGGAAAACAUCAACCUUCCAGCCGCCCUGCUGUCCCGUUUCGAUAUCCUUUUCCUUAUGCUCGACACGCCGUCUCGGGACGCGGACGAGGAACUGGCUAACCACGUCACGUACGUCCACAUGCAUAACAAGCACCCGGAUACUGGCGAUACUGCCGUGGUUUUCAGUCCUCACGAAGUCCGCCAAUAUGUCGCCCGUGCUCGGACAUAUCGCCCUGUGGUCCCUAAACAUAUAUCUGACUACAUGGUUGGCGCGUAUGUACGCAUGCGGCGCCAGGGGAAGCGCGACGAAGGAAGCAAGAGACAGUUCUCUCACGUCACACCUCGUACGCUGCUGGGUAUCAUCCGUCUGUCUCAGGCUCUGGCACGUCUCCGAUUCAGCAAUGAGGUCGUUACGGAGGAUGUGGAUGAGGCUCUGCGGCUGGUAGAGGUCAGCAAGGCAUCUCUCUACAACGAUGGUGAGGCUGGCACGGACCAGAGUCCCAGCAGCAAGAUUUACAACUUGAUCCGCGGUAUGCGGGAGAGCGGAGCGGCAGCCGUGGGUGAUGGCGCGGAUGGAGAGCUCAGCAUGAGGAAGAUCCGCGAGAGAGUACUGGCCAAGGGCUUCACGGAAGACCAACUGACGCAGACGAUCGACGAGUAUGCCGGAUUGAAUGUCUGGCAAGUCACUGGCAAUGGAACACGUCUGGUAUUUAUUGAGAUUGGUGAUGAUGACGAAAAUAUGGACAUGUAG
This is a messenger RNA of Rasamsonia emersonii CBS 393.64, 2451 nucleotides long. RefSeq names its product DNA replication licensing factor MCM7. Gene Ontology annotation, biological process: DNA replication; DNA strand elongation involved in DNA replication; DNA replication initiation. The transcript is spliced from 4 exons. Bases 1 to 2451 code for a protein of 816 amino acids. Lineage: Eukaryota; Fungi; Ascomycota; Eurotiomycetes; Eurotiales; Trichocomaceae. The record is from RefSeq and is a predicted model, not a curated record. Gene Ontology annotation, molecular function: single-stranded DNA helicase activity; single-stranded DNA binding; ATP binding. Gene Ontology annotation, cellular component: nucleus; MCM complex.